AUGGCGAGGAAGAAGGCCAAGUUGGUACGAAUCGCAAACGACUCCACGCGGCGCGCCACCUUCAAGAAGAGGAAGAACGGCUUGCUGAAGAAGGUUAGCGAGCUCGCUACCCUCUGCAAUGUCAGCACCUGCAUGAUCAUCUACACUCCCGAGGAGGCCGCGAUGCAGCCCGAGGCAUGGCCCUCUCCGCCAGAGGCCGCGCGCAUCGUAGUGCAGUUCCGGAAUAUCCCGUUGGUAGAACAGCGGCAGAAGAUGCUUAGCCAGGAGAGCUUCCUCAGCCAGCGCAUCGCCAAGCUCGAGGACCAACUUCGACGGGCGGAGCGCAAGAACCGCGAGCUCUCCGUGAGCCUGCUGGUGAACGAGGCACUAGCCAGCGGCAGAUUGCCGGUCGUCGGCAUAGAUGAUGCCGCGGCCGUCGCCCGGGCGGCGGACUCGAUGUUGAAGGAGGUGCGAGAGCGGAUUAACAAGGAGGCGGCAUGGUAG
Molecule: messenger RNA, 483 nt
Organism: Zingiber officinale
Lineage: Eukaryota; Viridiplantae; Streptophyta; Magnoliopsida; Zingiberales; Zingiberaceae
Product: agamous-like MADS-box protein AGL80
Exons: 1
Coding region: 1-483 (160 amino acids)
Biological process (GO): positive regulation of transcription by RNA polymerase II
Molecular function (GO): RNA polymerase II cis-regulatory region sequence-specific DNA binding; DNA-binding transcription factor activity, RNA polymerase II-specific; protein dimerization activity
Source: RefSeq, a predicted model, not a curated record